AUGUCUCCUAGCGCCGCGAAUAACGACGCUCCGGAGGCUGCCAAGGUCGUCCCCGCCAAUCCAGAUCCGUCCGUCGUUGUCACGCCCAAGAUCGAGGGCCACUGGACUGUUGAGGAGGUCGUCAAAACCAUUCCCACUGGCAAGCCGACGGAGGGCUCGACCUCGCCGCUGCCCUACUUCCACCUUCUCGAGAGACUCAAGACCACAAAGCGUGAGGGCUGGCAGCGGUUCGGCAUUGUACGAGGCGAGUCUAUCGCGGACCACAUGUACCGAAUGGCCAUGAUCUCCAUGAUCGCACCCCCGGCCCUCAAGGAUCGCCUCGACCUGAACAAGUGCAUCAAGAUGUGCCUUAUACAUGACAUGGCCGAGUCCCUGGUCGGCGACAUCACGCCGGUGGAUGGGGUUGCUAAGCCGGAGAAGAACAGGCGGGAGGCCACGACUAUGGACUACCUGACGACAAACUUGCUCGGGAACGUCUCUGGUGGAGCGGGAGCCGACAAUGGCAAGGAGAUACGGGCGAUCUGGCAGGAGUACGAGGACUCCAAGACGCUGGACAGCCUCUUUGUGCACGAUAUUGACAAGCUGGAGCUGCUCCUGCAGAUGGUCGAGUACGAGAAGCGCGGGGAGGGCAAGCUGGACCUGGGCGAGUUUGCCUACGUGGCCAAGAAGAUGGCGCUGGAGGAGAUGAGGGCGUGGGCCGACGAGGUCCUGAAGGAGAAGGACGCGUUCUGGGGAUCGCGGCCCCAUGUCCACGGUGAAGACGGCGUCGAGGGCGGCGUGUCUAAGGAACAUGUUCAGGCUCAGGAGGAAUACUACGCGCGAGACUGA
Messenger RNA from Phaeoacremonium minimum UCRPA7, 828 nucleotides. Its product is annotated as putative hd family hydrolase protein. Bases 1 to 828 code for a protein of 275 amino acids. Gene Ontology annotation, cellular component: cytoplasm. The transcript has 3 exons. NCBI's taxonomy places the organism in Eukaryota, Fungi, Ascomycota, Sordariomycetes, Togniniales, Togniniaceae. Gene Ontology annotation, molecular function: 5'-deoxynucleotidase activity. The record is from RefSeq and is a predicted model, not a curated record.